This is a messenger RNA of Bradysia coprophila, 2292 nucleotides long. RefSeq lists its product as uncharacterized. The record is from RefSeq and is a predicted model, not a curated record. NCBI's taxonomy places the organism in Eukaryota, Metazoa, Arthropoda, Insecta, Diptera, Sciaridae.
GUUCAGUUUACUCAACACACGCACACACAUGAACAACACGCUUGUUAUUUGUGACAUAACUGACAUUACUCUAUCAGAAUAAAAUCGUGCAUUUGUUUCGAUUCUAGAGUUUCAAUACGAUUCAAUAAUUCACUCAAAACUAUCGGGAAAAUAAUUUGCAUGCCUUACCUUACUGAAGUCCAAUGAAUGAGAUCUAUGACUGACAUAAAAUUAAAGUCAAUCUCUUCCAAUUUGUUGUGCACAAGAGUUGAGUUGAGUAGAGUUGAGGUUAAACAUUUGUUGUUUCGAUUCGGUUAGCCAAUGAUUGGUGUGUUUUACCGGUUAGCACCAUACUUAAGAGUUUAAUUCACGUCACCGAAAAAUGCUGUCCAGAAGUGUAGGGCGAUCACUCGCCAAUGUUUUUCGAAACCGUAGACUGUUCCAUCAGUCAAUCCGGUACAUGGGCAAAGAUGACGCAAUACAAACAUACGAAUUUCCCAACACCUCCAUGAAAGACGGAAGCGAUUCGACGACUAUGAUCAAGUCCGCUAGAAAUUCCUCUGAGUUUCUCAGCGUUAUAUCCAAAAAUGUCACAUACUUUUCGGCUGCCGAAACCUUGGCGUCAUUGAGAACCCUAUUUGAACUGCAGAAGGAUACGACCACGUCGAUCAGUCAGAGAGAUAUUGCUGUGAAUUCGGACUUCGAAAGAUUGUGUCGAUCGCUGAAAAGAAAUGCCCGAAAAAUGGAGCUGAACGAUGUGAUCGAAGCGUUGAAGAUCGUUUCAUUUGUCGGCGUAAAGGGUAACAGUGAAAUAACAAUGAGCCUUUUGAAUUUAAUCAAACAUCAAAUCAACGAAGCCACUUUGGGUCACAUAAUUUUCCUAGGCUAUUUGCUGGAACAAAUGGAAUCGAAUCCAUUAGUGGACGCACUGAAAAUUGCGCUACCUACGCUACUGCAAGUUCAAAUUUCGACCAAAAUCGACCACGAAAACGUCGCACAACUAAUUGAAUUGUUACGAUUCGUCAGUCAACGCCGGGUCAGCGAUCCGUGCAUCAGGAAUAUCUGUGCUGCGUUGAGAUUGCGCGGUGAAGAUUUGAGUCCAGAACAAGCGAGAUAUGUUGUAUGGUCGUUGAGUAGCCCAACAUUGUCGGUUCCCAAAGAAUACUUGGACAAAUUAAUGGAAGAUGCCAUCAGAGCGAUGAGCAAGGAAAAAUUUGGCGCAGAAAAUAUUUUGACAAUAGGUACAACGCUGAAAAAAAUGAUCAACAAGUACAUGCAUGAUCCACACGAAUUUGACAAAUUCUACAACGAGGCGUUCUUCAAUAAAUGUGCUGAUGCGGUCGUGAUGAACGAUUUGGGUUUCGAAAAGGCAACAUUUAUACAGCGUGACCUCAACAAUUUGGGUUUCGUUCAUUUAAAUAUGCUCAAGUACAUGUUGCAGGAAAUUGAAAAAUAUCCCCAACUCAUUAUCGAGUGUAAGCCGACCAGCUUUCUGACAUUCAUAGCUGCACUGUCGUCUGCGAAUUACAAGCCCCACAAUUGGGACAAAAUCCAACAGUUGAUCAUGCGCAGCAAUUUCAUCACGGAGGAGAAACGACUGAAUUUACCUUGGACUAAGGUGGCUUUAGAGCUUUUGUCGCUUGGAAUUGAAUGUCCGACGAUUUGGGAUAAAGUUUUUAGUAACGAAUUUCUCGCAGAACAUCUGACCCAAAGAAGAAGGGAACGUCUAUCACGGAUUUUAGAACUGUACCAGUGUCUUGCGAUCACCGACUACAACGUUGACGGGAGAAUAGAUGAGAAAUUUUUAACUGAAGCCAAAAUGUUGCAACAGUCAAUCCAGUUUCCAAUGCAACGAUAUAUUGAAAUGGCGUUCGGCGGGCCAUCAUUUGUUUGUACAAGGGUCAGAACGAAACGUAGCCACGUAAUCCACCAUGUCGUUGCUUUCGAUAAGAAGACUAUGGAACCGACACAAAUUGACGGUGGUUUGAAUAACGAUAUCUAUUAUGAAGAUAUUGCAACUGAUGACAGCAAACAGUACAUUGCUGUGUUAGCAUUUCCGGACAGAUGUUUCUGCAUCAAUAUACCGAUUAUGAAAGCAACGUAUGAAUUGAAGCUCCGGACGUAUGAGAAAAUGGGCAUCCCCGCCGUUCCGAUUAAUCUAGCAAUGUGGAAGGAGAUGCCUGACAAGGAGAAAAUUCCAUACAUUCAGAGGGAAGUGAAGUUCAAGGUGACGCAAUUGCAAAAUGUCCUUCAGUAGAGUGUGUAUAGUUUGUUAGCGAUAAUAAAGGAAGUUAUUAGACCAAAGUCAAUGUA